AUGAUGUAACACAGAAAGUUCCGGAACGGCUAAAGGUCGCUAGAUUAAAGCGUUUAGCUCAAGACGAGUAGCGACGUUAUACCUGAAACUUUCCGAUAACAGCACAUUUUGAAGAAUAACUUGUGUAAUUUGACACCAUGCCGAGAGGAAGCAGAAGCCGAACAUCGAGAAUGCCUUCUCCAGCAAGUCGGGCACCACCACCGCCACCCCCUCCUUCCCGUGCUCCUGUACCGAUGCACGCGCCUCCGGCCGCCAUGGCUGCUCCAGCGGCAGCGCCCAGGCAGCCCGGUAUGUUUGCCCAGAUGGCGACAACUGCUGCCGGGGUAGCGGUAGGUUCUGCGGUCGGACACACCCUCGGCCAUGCAAUGACAGGAGCCUUCAGCGGGGGUAGUAGCUCUGAGCCUGCGCGGCCUGAUGUCACAUACCAGGAGCCCCAUCAGGCCCAGCCAUAUCAAACACAGUCCCCGUACCAGCAGCAGAAUACCGCACAGCAAGCAUGUUCCUAUGAGCUCAAGCAGUUUAUUGACUGCGCUCAAUCCCAAAGCGAUUAUAAACUCUGCGAGGGCUUCAGCGAGGUGCUCAAACAAUGCAAGUUUGCGAAUGGGCUAUCUUGAAUUGCAUCCCGAAACCUUGGAGGGGAGGAGACCGUAGACUCACUAAUGCCGGACAUCGUAAUCUAAUUGAGACCUGUUAAAUAUACAUUUAUUCUUCUGACAAUAUCAGUUAAUUCAGUCAAAAAUCUACAAAAGAGCUAGUAGUCACAUGUUGAUAAAUAUUGCUGUUUUGAGUUGAUUUUGCUUGCAUGUCAUUAUUCGCAGUGCUGGGUAUUCCUCUAUUGUAGAAAUGAAAAUAUUAAAGAAUUUGGAUCAUGAAGACAAAAACAA
Molecule: messenger RNA, 884 nt
Organism: Syngnathus acus (greater pipefish)
Lineage: Eukaryota; Metazoa; Chordata; Actinopteri; Syngnathiformes; Syngnathidae
Gene: chchd2
Product: coiled-coil-helix-coiled-coil-helix domain containing 2
Exons: 4
Coding region: 138-614 (158 amino acids)
Biological process (GO): positive regulation of transcription by RNA polymerase II; mitochondrion organization
Cellular component (GO): mitochondrion; nucleus
Molecular function (GO): sequence-specific DNA binding
Source: RefSeq, a predicted model, not a curated record